Tachyglossus aculeatus (Australian echidna) is the source of this 2608-nucleotide messenger RNA. RefSeq names its product peroxisomal membrane protein 4 (gene PXMP4). The transcript is spliced from 4 exons. The record is from RefSeq and is a predicted model, not a curated record. Gene Ontology annotation, cellular component: peroxisomal membrane. Lineage: Eukaryota; Metazoa; Chordata; Mammalia; Monotremata; Tachyglossidae. The coding region runs from base 65 to 709 and encodes 214 amino acids.
GGGCCUUACGCCCGGCCUGGCCUGCCGGGUGGUACCCGGCUGUGCCCUCUUGUGCCCCGUUGCCAUGGCGGCCAGGGGGCAUCUGCAGACCCUGCUGUUCGCCGUCAACGUCCUGCUGAGGAAACGGCGAUACCAGGCCGCCCUGGCCCUUCUCAAAGGCUUCCGGAACGGAUUGGUCUACGGGGCCAAAAUCAGAGCUCCUCACGCGUUGGUGAUGACGUUCCUCUUCAGGAGUGGAAGCCUGCGCGAGAAGCUCAAAGCCAUCGCCCAGGCCACGUACACACACUCCCGGAACCUGGCGUGCUUCGUGUUCACGUACAAGGGGCUGUGCGCCCUGCAGUCUCGGAUGCAGGGGCAGAAGUCCCAGCUGCACUCUUUCCUGGCAGCUUGUGUCGGGGGCUGGCUGGUGUUUGGAGCAAACAACAAUAUCAACAGUCAGAUAAACAUGUACCUACUGUCACGCGUCCUGUUCGGGUUGUCCCGGCUGGCCGUGGACCAGGGCUACAUCCCGGAGCCCAAGCGCGACCCCUUCCCCCUGUUUGCGGCUGUGGUGUGGGGGCUUGUGCUCUGGCUGUUUGAGUACCACCGGACCACCCUCCAGCCGUCCCUCCAGUCCUCCAUGACCUACCUGUACGACGACAGCAACGUCUGGCAUGACCUAUCCGACUUCCUCCUCUAUAACAAGAGCAGCCCUCCUGCAGGGAAGUAACACUGCACCCCCCCAACCCCUCUCCCCCCAGCCCAGACCCCCCAAAAACUGGACCACGGGGAGUUCUUGUCCGAAAAGGGUAAAAAGCAAAGUGUGCUUGUUUGUUUCUUGGUACUCACAUGGCAUAACCACAUCCUCUUGUCGGUGUUCUGGGCUGCUCUGUGAAUGGCCCUCCCUCCCUCCGGGACUUGGGCCUACACUGUAACCCGUGACAACUGUCUGCUGUCCAGAACACCCCCCGCCCAACACUCAGUGCCUUGUCCAGACCCGCUCCCUUCUUCACUACCAGCCAACGUGGUAUCGUUGGUUGUCUCGGGCUCCCAGAGCGCGUUUCCGUAGCCCACGGGGUUGCUUUGUAGUCUUUUGGCUUCUGAUAGGUGGAAGUUCCCUACGGCAGUGUUGUGGGAUGUGGGGGUUUGCCUGGUGGGCAGGACAGACGGCCUCCACAGUCUAGGUGAGCAGUGGGAAUGGCCCACUGGGAAAUGCCCUCUCGAGGGCCUUCUCUCUCCUGAGGAGCCUGGAGUGACUUGCGCGCUCUCCAUGCAUCCGGCUGACCCUCCGUCCAUGGAGAAGACCCCUGGGCUCCUCGACGCUGUCUUUGUGGUGCCGGAGAGAGGGGUCGAUGCGUGAGGCCUCUCCAGUGACCGCCUGGGCGCUUCCCUGUGCUCUGACAGCCUGGGGAUUUGGGGAAGGGAGAGCAGGAGGGGACACUCCCUUCUACAUGCCUCUGCUACCCCCAGGAAACAGAACCAAGCUGCGGGUGUGGCUUCUCGCUGGACUGGAGCCUAGAUAUUCCCAGUGUGGGAAAGGCCCUGCUGCCGGGGCCCAGUCUUUGAUGACCCCUGACCACCCCUCCCAGGGUGGUGGGCCACAGUGGGGAGCUGGGCCGGCGCCGUCGUCUUGGUCUUCACCCCACCUGUUAGCCAGUGACUUUUCAGGAUUCACACUGGGCCCUUCUACCCCGCGGACCCCACGGGGUGGUUCUUGGGUGAGAAACCUUCCCCACUGCCGGCACGGCCCUAACGGUCACUCCCUUGAUUCCACAGCCAGCAGUAGAACCCGGGUUUGCCAGUUUCCAGAGCCGCACUCUUUCCCCUAGAACCCCAGCAGGGCAAAAUGGGUGCCCUGUGAAGGGAUUACUGUCCCGAUAAACAGGGAUAACCAGCGUCAACACUUGGGAAAACAGAAGGGCUUUCUGCACCAGCUAAGGUGUUGAUAUUUUUUUGACUCCCUGUUUCUUAUGCGACUAGUUCCACACUAUCCGAGGAACCGCAGAGGGAUACGUCCCUUGAUAAUCAGAGUAUCUUUUUGGUCUCAACUGCCAAGACUGUACCGAGAGGUCAAGCCAGCACAUAUGCAUCUAUCAAGGUGGGAUGCAGCUUCGCUUCCCAGCCACCCCACCCUCCCAACAUCAUACCUCAUUUCUCCAAGAGGUGAAAAUUUAAUCAUGCAGUUGCAUUGUUUUUGGAACAUAUUUUCUUUUUCAUUAUUCAUUUACUAUCACGAGAAAACAAACUCACCAACUAUAAUAUCGGAACAGGUAACAAAAAAAUCAAACCAUCUACCCACUAGCCCCUACAUUCCCAUUGAGCCACUGGUGAUAACACUAUUUUUCCCAUUUUUCCAGCAGCUCACCUUCUGACUGCGUACCUCGCCUGCCUCUUGCUUGCCUCCCCUCACUCUCACCAACCCCAGGCCCAAAGUGGCCUCCCACCUCCUAGUCUUCCUGACCACAGCUCAAUCUCUUCCCAUCUUCCAAGCCCUCCUGAAAUUCCCCUUCCUUCAGGAAGCCUCUCUUGAAUAAUUCACCGCACUCUAAUUGCAUCAAACCACCACCCCUUAGCACUUAUAUAUUUAAUCCUAUUACUUCUCCUCAGUAUAAAUUUGUUUUAAUUUGGA